UUAUGAUUUAUCAAGUUGUUUGUAAACCUGUGUAAUUAGUUGCAUCUGAUAUUAUAUAUUUUUUAUAAUGCAUGAUGCUUACGAGGCAGUGGCAAUUCUUGAAAAGCUUCCAUUGCAGAUAGAAUCAAUUGCCAGUUAUGAAAACAAUUUGUUGGUUGGAACGAAGCAAGGGCAUCUCCUGAUGUACUGCAUAACACCUCAUCAAGGUGAUCAAAAGUUUGAAGUCCGACUCCUCCGUUCUAACAAACAUUUCUCAAAACGUCCGAUAAUCCAGAUGGAGGUUGUUCCCGAACUACAGAUCCUUAUAAGUCUUUCAGACGCGGUGAUUAGCGUUCACGACCUUACAGUAUUCAACCUGAUUACUACUAUCAACAAGACACGUGGUGCCUCCGUCUUCACCCUAACCAAGUGUCUUUGAGUGGCAACAUAUCCACAACGUUGCGCAUGUGUGUUGCCGUGAGAAGAAAAUUACAGCUAUUCUACUGGAAGAACAGAAACUUCCAUGAAUUGCAGCCUGACUUGGGGGUACCUGACGUUGCAAAGUGCAUGGUGUGGUGUGGUGACUCGCUGUGUGUCGGUUUUAAAACCGAGUACUUCAUAAUCAAGACGGAGACAGGAAAUCUGAAGGAUCUGUUUCCGAUGGGAAAGAACGAGCCACGUGUGACAAAACUAGAGGACAAGCGGUUGGCAUUGGGAAAGGAUGAUAUGACCAUAUUUUUAGACUGGGAAGGAAAUGCCACGCAGAAGUUUGCUCUCACCUGGUCUGAUAUGCCGAUAGCUCUAGAAUACAAUGCACCGUAUUUAGUGGGAGUCCUUCCGAGAUACGUGGAGAUCAGAACCGUUGAGUCAAGGUCCCUCAUCCAAAGUAUAGAGCUAUCAAAACCCCGCUAUGUCACAACGUGUCAUAAGGCUAACAGCAUCUACGUGGGCGUCGACGUCGCACGUCUGUGUGCUCGUCCCGUCCCGUCAAGGACCAGGGAGUGUCUGAUUGAGGUGGAAGAGGAGAAGAAGGAGAGGAUACAUCAGAUACAGACGCUGUUCGCCUUCAAUUCUGUUCUAUCAGCAUCGAUUCAAGGAAUCCAUGGAUCUGUUCAUACAGCUGGACACGUAACAGCAUCUACGUGGGCGUCGACGUCGCACGUUCUGGUGGCUCGUCCCGUGCCCGUCAAGGACCAGGUGAAGCAGCUCGUCCAGCAGAAGCAGUUUGAACUCGCCCUGCAGCUCGUGGAGCUGUCUGAUGAGGUGGCAAGAGGAGAAGAAGGAGAGGAUACAAUCAGAUACAGACUGCUGUUCGCCUUCAAUCUGUUCUAUCAGGCAUCGAAUUUCAAGCGAAUCCCAUGGGAUUUUCUGUUCAUACAGCUGGACACAGAUCCGUCUCAUGUUAUCGGCCUCUUCCCAGGCCUGCUACCUCCAGACUUCAGGAGUCAGCUGGAGUAUCCUGAAAAGCUUCCUGAAUUGGCGGGAGCCGACCUGGAGAAUGGCUUUGUAGCUUUAAUAGAGUACCUCACACAGGUACGCAUGGAGCUAGUAAAGGAUAUGACAAAGCAGGUUCAGUUCUCCAGUGCGACCAUAGAGGGCGCCGCUACAGUGAAGCUGUCUCAGCGGCAGCAGCUGCAGAUUAUCGACACGACAUUGCUCAAGUGCUACCUACAGACGAACGAUGCGCUUAUUGCUCCGCUGUUACGACUGCGCGACAACCACUGCCACCUGGAUGAGAGCGAGAGAGUGCUGAAGAAACAUCAGAAGUUCAGCGAACUCAUCAUCCUGUACCAGAGGAAGAAUCUUCACAAACGAGCUCUGGAUCUGCUGCUAAAACAAGCCAUGAAGCCAGACUCCGCUCUGAAGGGACACGAGAGGACCGUACAGUAUUUACAGCAUCUCGGCAGAGAUCACCUGCCUCUGAUAUUCGAGUUCUCUAGCUGGGUGCUGAAAGCUCAUCCAGAAGAUGGCCUUAAGAUUUUCACCGAUGACCUUCCAGAAGUGGAACUUUUACCACGGGAUAAAAUUCUACAGUACCUACAACAACACUUCCCUGAUCUAGUCAUUCCAUACCUGGAGCACGUGGUGCUGGAGUGGGACGACACGUCGCCGCACUACCACAACUCUCUCGUGAAUCACUACAGGCAGCGGGUGCAGGCACUGACGGCAGACUACCUGGACUCUCUACCCGAGGGUCAGCUUCCGAGGCCGCAUGGCAUGGAACCGGGAGAGCUUGGCGAACUUCGCAACAAACUCGUUUUCUUCCUGGAGUCGUCAACGCACUACGUCGCUCAGGCCGUUCUCGUCCAUUUUCCCUUCGACGCGUUCUUCGAGGAGCGGGCGAUCCUGCUCGGGAGGCUGGGUCGACACGAGCAGGCUCUCGCUAUCUACAUCUACGUGAUCUGUGACCUUGCCAAGGCAGAAGAGUAUUGUAGAAGAAAUUAUAGCAAGACAAAAGAUAGCAGCAAAGAUGUGUUCCUGACGAUGUUCAAGAUCUUGGUCGUUCCUCCUGAUCCGACGAUGAUUGGCGUGAUGCUUCCGCAGCUUCCAAAUCCCGAGCCGCAGCCGGUGAUGGCGCUCGAGCUUCUCCGUCUCCAUGCCAACAAGAUCGACACCAUCAAGGCGCUGCAGCUGCUGCCGUUGCCGACGCGCGUUUGCGACAUCCAUCAGUUCCUGGAGAAGGUUCUGCAGGAGAGGGCGUCGCACAAGCGGCGGGGCCAAAUCCUCAGAAGUCUCCUCAGCGCAGAGCAUCUACAGGUUCAGGAGCAGAUUAUAUUUCACCAAGCUCACAAAAUUGUGAUCACAGAUGAAAAUAUAUGUAGAGUAUGCAAGAAGAAAAUUGGUAACAGUGCCUUUGCCAGAUAUCCGAAUGGUGUGCUGGUUCAUUACUACUGCUGCAAGGAUGUCAAGAUCUGUCCAGUAGAAUUGUGAGGCUACGUUUAGUGUGCAAGCGCGUAAAACCACGUCGGGCAUUCACGCAACUCUAUUCUGCUAUACAUAAAUUAAUAGACGAAGCUAGCUUUACCAUUCCAAAUCGUUAAGGUGGUAAUACCUUACAAUCUUUCAGUGUCUGCUAUUAGUUUCAGUUCAAGUAAUGUAUUAUUCAUCUUACAUAUUAAUUUUUGCACGUAUAUAAUAGAUUGCUCACGUUGUAAAUAAUUAACUAUUACACAAGCUCAGUCUGUAGCACUGGAAGCAAAACCUAAUUAGUGUUACUUGUGGCAUCUCUGUGACAGGCAGCAUAUGCAACAGCAGCUAUAACAAAAACUUCAAAUUCCUUUGACUUGUGCUUAAUUUUUGUGGAGGAUAAUUGGGAUAUGGCAAAUUCAUUUUUUAUAAUGAGUAGUGAACAACACGAAUUGGUAUAGAGCAUAAAUUCAAACCUGAUGUAGAUACUAAUAGUGCUGAAAGCUACACUAAUGUGUACUCUUAAUUAUAAGCAAAACUAAUUAAGAAUUCUGCUUGUAACUAUACUCAUAACUAUUAUACACAAUAGAAAUCACCUACGAAAACUUCACAGUUCAGCACAGUCACAAUAUGAUUUCACAGUUUUGUGUUUCGUGUGGCUAAAUUUUUCAUAGAUGAAACAUAAUGACAUAGUAAGCACAGAUGUAUUUAAUCUCUGUUUAUGCCUAAAAUGAAAGGAAUGUCCAGGCAAUGAUAAUUUUAUUUCGUUCAAUAAUUCAUGUGAUGUGCACACUUGAUAGCUUAGUAGGUGAAAGUUACUCUACUAGCGUGCGCAUUUUUGUAUGUGAAAUAAUACAUCAUAUCAGGAUAUGUAGAUGGGAAACAUAACAUUUAGAGCUUCGAAUUAUUGAGGGGUAAACUGUAAAUAGUUCUUGUUGCAUAUCUAGAUUAUGGUUAUCAAUGCGUUUGCGAGAGAGUGUGUUAAUUGUCGCAUUGAUGCGUUCGCCCGCGUUCGUGUGAUAAUGACCGAUUCGUGAUAAUACUAGAUAAUUGUCAAAGCGUGUCAGCUUCGCGGUAGGAUAUAUGCUCUAACUGUCGCGUGCAUUCACCCGCCUGCUCAAUGCUUGUGUGUGUGCGUCUGCGCGCGCACGUGCGUGUGUGUAUCAAAGAUCGGUAGUAAUAAGGGUAGUAACGGGAGUAAUCGGGAGUAUAAGCUGCAAUUUUAGCAACGAUUGUAAGCCUCUCAGAGGCAGGAAAGGUGCAUUGUGUUGGCAGUAGCCUGCAGCUAUCCGUGUCCUCCAUUCAUCCCCCUCAUCGGGCGAAAGAGCCUCGACGCAGUGCGCAGCAGUGCCUCCGUGGAAAACAGUUUUGCGGGGAAGGACGCGCGUCGGUCUAUACAUGCAGAUUUUUGUCAGCCGCCGCGAAAAGUGCGCGAUUUUGAUUGUACGUCCUGAUAGAUUAUGUAAAUACUGAUAUCUGAAAGCGACUCAGGUUUUUGCCGGGGGAUGCUUUGGUGUGCACGCUCGCUGUCAGGGAGACUAUAAUGCGAAGUGUUCGUUAUGCGAGAAUUGAAUAGGAUGGAUGCUAAAAAUAUGUGCAGUAUCGCGCGGACAGCUUUUUAUGAAGCCAGAGUUAUUGACAGGAAAUCGCGUGUAUGGCCUUAGCUUGAGUGGUAUCGCAAAACGGGGUGUUGUGCGGUUUGACCAGGAAGCUGUGUAAUUGCAGGGAAGGGGUGUUGUAGAAGGACCUGUGUGUUGAUGCGGUAAGGUGUAUUGUUACGGGAGAGGUGUGUUGCGGGAGAGAUGUUUUAUUACAGGGAAGGUAUGUUGUAGCAGGAGAGGUAUGUUGUAUCAUAUAGAUAUGUUGGUGCACGCGUUAGUGCACACGCAGACUGCACGCACGCGCGCAAAUCUGACCGCCCGUCUGCGUGCACACACACACAUACACGCACGCACGCACGCACGCACGCACGCGCGCACACACACACACACAC
This is a messenger RNA of Priapulus caudatus, 4879 nucleotides long. RefSeq names its product vam6/Vps39-like protein. Lineage: Eukaryota; Metazoa; Priapulida; Priapulimorpha; Priapulimorphida; Priapulidae. Gene Ontology annotation, molecular function: protein binding. Gene Ontology annotation, cellular component: membrane; cytoplasm. The record is from RefSeq and is a predicted model, not a curated record. Gene Ontology annotation, biological process: intracellular protein transport; vesicle-mediated transport; endosomal vesicle fusion.